Tetranychus urticae (two-spotted spider mite) is the source of this 1713-nucleotide messenger RNA. Its product is annotated as mitochondrial carrier homolog 2. NCBI's taxonomy places the organism in Eukaryota, Metazoa, Arthropoda, Arachnida, Trombidiformes, Tetranychidae. The record is from RefSeq and is a predicted model, not a curated record.
AGUAAGUCGCUUCAAUCUCAGUGUAACCACCGAAUUGGUGGGUGACAAAUAUGUAAUUGAUUCAAUUUGUUUGAUUGUUUGUAUAUUUUUUUGAUAACAUAUUGGUUAUUAUUUAUGACAACAAUUUUGUCGCAUUCUUUAAAAUCUUGAAUUUCCGCCCAACCCUUUUUUUCAUCUAACGUACACUUUUGAAAGGUAUGGAAUGAUUAUUGCAAAUAAAUUCGAUCACCCACUCUACACUUUAUCAUCGAAAUGAAAGCUGUUUAUGGUCUUUCAUUCAUCGUAAUUACCUAUUCUUUCUAAUAAGUUGAAUCUCGAGUUAACUUUCAAGGAAAAAGAUAGAUAUUUGACCUGACUAUACAAUCUGGUAUCUAUCACGUAUUCUGUCGCAAUCACUCAUCUUUCACCUCUGCCUUUGGUUUAUCACGUAAACAAGCUUCUCUGACAUACUUUUGAGACCAAAUAAUAUUUAAUCAAUUAUAUGACAUGGACGAGCAAAUUCAAUUGCCUUAUACCGGAAAAACUUUUGAAUAUUUCGGUAAAUUUGUUAGUUUACUAGUGUUUCCACCUUUUAAAUAUGUUCAAACUUUGGUUGUGUUGGGGGUUGAGCCUCUUCCACUUUAUGUUACCAAAACACCAUUGGGUCAACCAAUGUUGGCCUUCCCAUCCAUAAUAUCCAUCGCUCGUCAUAUUUCUAAAGAAUGUGGAUUCUUCCAUCUUUAUACUGGUUUCCCUCUUAUUGUGAUCAAUCGAAUAAUUCAAAGUCGUGUUCGAAAAUUCCUUGCUCCCUACAAAUUCCUCGGUGAUCAGAAAGAACCUCCUAUAUUUGGAACUUAUUUCAUGGAAAACAUAAAUUUACCUAGGGAAGAUGAAGGAAGCGAAGCUGAUGAAUUAGAAGAUGUCGAUGAAGAAUUAGAAGAAGAUGAUUAUGAAGAAAUUGACGACUUCGAAGUUGAAUUCCUUGUUUUAGGUAGUGAUGACAGCUCGAUAAAUAGCGAUGAUGUGUUGGCAGAUUUGGAUAUUUCGCCAAAUGAUUCAAACCCACUGACAGAAUUUGCAAACUUCUUAUUCAAUUUAUCCAAAAGUAUUCUCCAAACAACAUGUAUUCGAGUCAUCUCUCUAACUCUCUCCUACCCCUUUGAAGUGUUGUAUAUCAGGCGAUGUGCACAGUUUGUAGGAAACGAAAUCAUUUAUUCGUCUAUCUUGUCUGGCGCCCGUGAUAUAUAUAAACAUGAAGGUAUCAAAGGUUUCUAUUCUGGUUUCAUUCCUCGAGCCCUUGCAGAAAUAAUUGGUAUCGCAGCAACUCAGACGCUUUUCUCUGCUCUAUUCAAACCCUGUGUAACCCGGGCAAAUAUAAGAUUUUUUUUCAAUAAUACCACCAGAAAUUUAGCCAGAUACUUAUUGUAUCCGUUGAAAUUGGUAUCUGUGAUAAUGGCUGUUAAACCUUGUGACAGGUUAGCAGCUUCUAAACUUGAUCCUCAUUUUUCUCAAUGGAUAUCUUGUUGGCGCUAUUUGAAUUCUACUGGUCAGUUAAGAAGAGGAUAUCAAGUUAUUUGGAGAUAUCAAAGACAUCUUUCAGUCGACGAUUAUUUUAUCAAGAAUUCUCACUCAUCUUUAUAAGCUUAUUGAAGUUAAAUAUUUAUGAUCGCAAAUAUAACCCAUUUAUUCAAAUUAUCUUUUGCAAAAUUAAUAAAAAUUCGUUUGAUAUGCUGA